CUAAACGAAACAAAAAUGGUAUUUGUACCUAAUUUUUCAGGUGACUUGGCUUAAAAUCUCCCCCCAAAAAGCGGUAUAUCUAGGGUUUUAUCAAAAUCGAUCUAGUUUUUUUCUGAAAUUGGUGAAGAGGCAGCUUGAAUUCUUUGGUGUUUAAGUUCGUGACUGAAGCUUCGUCUAAAAUUAAACAUGAAAGAUUUGUUUGUCGAUCUUAUGAGGGUAAAUGGAUUAAAACCCCCCAACUAGUAUAUGAAGAGAAAUAUAUUGCUGCUAGGAGAGAGAUUGCUUCUGAUAUGAUAGAUUACUACAAGAUUGAAGAUGAUUAUACCAAGAAUUUAGAAUUUGUGGCUGUGAAACAACUACUUGUGAAAGGUCCAUGUAGGAAAAUUUUUUUGGUUGAAGGGUCUGAAGGCAUUAAGAUACUUCAAUCAUUAUUAAAUGAACAGUUUAAUGUGAUUCAUAUUUUUGCCGUUGAUGAUUUUGAAGAACCAAUUUCUGCUCCAACUUUAUUUCACCAUACUGAAGCAUACUUUAUUGAGUGUGAAUAUGAAACUGAUGCUGAGUCAGAAACUAAUUCUGAUGAUAAUGGUGAGUCAAAUGAUGAAGAGUAUAAUUCUGGGAAGUUAGAAGUCAUUAAGAUGCAACAGAAUAUAAAAUUGAAUGAGAAACUUGAUCACUACAAAUAACUUCAUCUUCAAUGACCUUUAAGGACAAGAAAGAGGCUAAAAGAGUUGUGGAUCUGUAUGCCCUUGCAAAUAAGAAACACUUAGAGUGAAGCAAAGUGACAAAAAAAGAUUGAGGUACAUAUGUGAGGAUGUCUGCUCAUUUGUCAUUUUAGUUUCACUAGAUGGUAAGGGUCCAGGAUUUAAGGAUUUAAGGUUAAAACCUUAAUCGAAAAGCACACUUGUGAGGAUGCAUUUACAAAUCCUAGAGCCACCACCACUUUUUUUAUCCCAAUAUUGCAAAGGUAAAGUGCAGAAUAAUCCCAUGUUCAAGAUCAAAGAUAUGAGAUAAGACUUGAAUGAUCAGUUCCAUUUGAAUUCUAAUAUCUUACUGUUGAAAAGGGCCAAGAGGAUGGUACUUCAAAAAAUAGAAGGUAGUUUUUUAGAUGAGUACAACAAGUUAGAAGCUUAUGCAAAUGAGAUUAGGUUGAGCAAUUUGGGCAAUGACGUGGUGAUAAAUUUAUCAAAGGAAGGGUUGGAACAAGGCAAAAGAAAGUUUCUUUGAAUCUACAUAUGUUUUAAUGCACUAAAGUUGGGAUGGAAAGAAGGGUUGAAACCCUUCAUUGGGCUGGAUGGAACCUUUUUGAGAGGUCAUUGCAAAGGGCAACUAGUUGUGGUUAUAGGACAAGAUUGUGAUAAUUGCUUCUAUCAUUUGGCAUGGGCGCUAGUGGAUAAGGAAACAUCAAGGACCUAGACAUGGUUUCUACAACUGCUAGAGAAGUCAUUGAAUCUGAAAAAUAGCAAAAGUGUUACAUUUAUGUCUGACAUGCAGAAGGUAAAUUUAAGUUUAUGAAUUUGUGUUUAUUUGAAUCAUUUUGUCCACUUUUUGUGUCUGUUUAUGUCAUUGAAUAUUAAUUUAUUUUACAUGAUCAGGGACUGAUAGACGCAGUGAAAAAUGUCCUUCCUUUAGUCCACCACUGGCAUGUUGAGGCCAACUGGAUGAAGAUAUUUAGGCCAGGAGAGAUGAAAAAACUUCUUUGGUGUGGUGCUUGGAGUACAUAUGAAGAAGAUUUCAAGGACUAGUUGAGUGCACUUAGUGCAUUACCAGAAGAAGCUGUCAAAGACUUGUUAAGAUUUGAACCAGUGAAAUGGUGCAGGGCAUAUAUAGACAUUGUUUCCAAAAAUCAAAUAGUGGAUAAUAAUUUUACUAAGUCUUUUAACUCUUGGGUAUUAGAACCAUGGGGAAAACCAAUCUUGAAGAUGCUUGAAGACAUAAGAGUUAAGAUAAUGACUAGGUUGAAAGAGACUAAGUUGCUCGGACUCGGGUGCGGGUGUCCGAUACGGGUACAGACCUAGAGGUCCGAUUCUUUGCGGUCUCAAUUUAAAGAUUCGGGGAUAUUGAUCUAGGGAUGGAUGCGGGUACGGGAAUUUGGCAAAAAAUAAUUUAAAUAUAGAGUUAUAAAACAUUAAUUAGGAGAUAUUAUAUGAAAAACUUUGGAAAAAAUAUUGUUCAAGAAGAAAAUCUUCGAAGGACAUAAGAAGAAAAGCAAUAAUGUAGAAAUUUCUAUAUACAAGAUAUUCCAUUUUCUUCAAUUUCACCUUAGCUUUUGCUUUGAUAACUAAAUUUCUUAAAUCUCUCUGGACUUUUCUAGUCGAUUUUGGUCAAAGUACCCAAAAUCAAUUGACCAGAUCGGGUAUGGAACCCAUACCCGCACCCACACCCAUGUCGUACCGACACGGGUGCGACACCAAAAGUGAAGAGUCCGAGUAACUUAGGAAAAGAUAAGAAAAUUGAGGGAAGCCAAUGGAAGGAUGAUUUUAGUCCUAAGUGAAUGGAAUUGUUCAUUGCCCAUAAGAAGAUAGCUCAAUUAUGCACUAUUAAUUUCAAUGGUGAUUUUGGCUAUGAAAUAACUGAAAGGUAAAGAUAGGCACAUAGUGAAUUUGGUGGAGAAGAAAUGCACUUAUAGGUCUUGGCAGUUGACUGAAAUUCCCUGCCCUCAUGCCAUCAAGGCUAUGGAGCAUAACAAAAUGAAACCUGAUCUUAUGAAGGAAGAAAUAAGUAUGUGGUAUAGUAAGGAAACUUACUUGAAGACAUACAAGGCCAAGUUGUUACCUACAAGAGGUGAAAAUUUUUGGAAUAUUUUGCCAGAACAUGCAAUGGAUCCACCAGAUUUUGUGAAAACUAUUGGAAGACCAAGGACCAAAAGAACAAGAGAAAAAGAUACAGCAAUUAAAAGAGCAGGAGAAUGGGCUCACUCAAGAAAGGGAGCUAGAAUGAUAUGUAGUAAGUGUGGUUCAGUAACACAUAAUGCAAGGACAUGCAAGUUUGAUAAAGAAGAACAAAGGGCAGGAUUGAAGAGAAAAAGGGGCAGAACUGAAGAAGAAGAAGAAGAAAAAGUUCAAGAAAAGGUGCAAGAGGACGUGUAUGCUGUUAAUUGUUCAGGCCCUCCACCAACACAAGAAGAUGACGACUAUUUAAUGUCCACACCUGGACUGCCAGAACAACAGUAUGAACCAUUUGGUCCUGCCAGAGAGUCUGAAAGUGAUCCAGCUUUGAGGCUUCAAACCGUUCCUGAAGACAUUACAAGACUAUUGGCAAGGCAAACUUCUAGAAUGUCAUACUCUUCUUGGAGCAGACUGAUAGAUUUUAGAGGUGAUCUUUUCGGAGUAAGUGAGCCUACAGAUCUUCCUUAUUCAUCCACUAAGCUUACUUGGAAAGGAAAAAGAGUUGUCACUAGCAAUCAGUUGGAAAAUGCAAGAGAGAAGAAUCUGGGAAAGUUGAAGGCUAUAAAGGCUAGUGGAAAAUCCCAAAUUUAAUAUGUUAUGACUAGUCCUAAGCAUUGAAUGCUUUUGGUUUGUUUUUGGCUAAAGUUGAUGCAAAACAGAAAAGUGCAUCUGUAUUUAUUUUGGUAAAUACAAAACAAAGAAUGCUUUUAUUUUUGCCGAAUUUUGUGAAACAUUAUUGUGUUGGUGACUACUAUAUUUUCAGAUUCUAACUUACUGUUAUGAAUGCAAUUGCUGAAGUGAAGUUACUGUUUUUAUGUUA
Capsicum annuum is the source of this 3705-nucleotide messenger RNA. RefSeq lists its product as uncharacterized. NCBI's taxonomy places the organism in Eukaryota, Viridiplantae, Streptophyta, Magnoliopsida, Solanales, Solanaceae. The record is from RefSeq and is a predicted model, not a curated record. Bases 2673 to 3476 code for a protein of 267 amino acids. The transcript has 4 exons.